AUGGCUCGCAUGUGUCAAAAUAUUAAACGGUCGAGAGCGGCAGUUAAUGAAGAGACUAUAAAUGAAUACUUUGACCAUCUUGCUACAGAACUAAAAGAUAUUCCGGCAACUAAUAUCAUCAACUACGAUAAAACCAUCUUAUGCGACGACCCGAGCCGGAAAGUGGUUAUAGCUCGGCGGGGCUGUAAGUAUCCCGAAAGAGUUAUGAACUCUACAAAGGCUUCAGUGUCGGUUAUGUUUGCCGCUGCUGGUGACGGAACCAUAUUAUCGCCUUAUGUAGUAUACAAAGCUCAGCACAUGUAUGACAGCUGGAGAGUUGGGGGACCACCAAACUCGAGAUUCAGCAGAACGAAGUCAGGGUGGUUUGAUUCGUAUUGCUUUCAAGACUGGGUCGAGACCAUUGCAAUACCACAUUUAUCAAAACUCAAAGGAGUGAAGGUCUUGUUAGGUGACAACUUGGUUUCACACCUAUCUGUAGAUAUCAUUAAAACAUGUCAAGAACAUAACAUGAAAUUCGUAUUUUUACCAAGCAACUCCACUCACCUUACACAACCACUGGACAUGGCAUUCUUCCAUCCCCUUAAACAGACUUGA
Molecule: messenger RNA, 594 nt
Organism: Hydra vulgaris (swiftwater hydra)
Lineage: Eukaryota; Metazoa; Cnidaria; Hydrozoa; Anthoathecata; Hydridae
Cellular component (GO): nucleus
Molecular function (GO): DNA binding
Source: RefSeq, a predicted model, not a curated record